UUCCAGGAAAUAAUAAGGAUUUGUUUUGGUUUCGCACCGGGACACAGGAACACUCUAUGGACUAAACAUUGUUUGUUUUAAAUAUUAUCGCGACUUUGCGACUUUCCCUGCUCAGAAAACACACCUGACGACGUCUGGCUCCGGUUCCCUCAGAGGUUUUCUCAAACUUUCCAGUUUCCAUGGCGCCACCUAAAAAGAAUGUGCUUCCUAAGCCUCUCCCAGAGGGAUUCAUACUGACAGACACUGAGAAAAAGAAAUGGAGGCUGGGGAAGAUCAUCGGGCAGGGCGGCUUUGGACUGAUUUAUCUUGCCUCCCGGGGUGUUGACAGACCUGCCGCAGCAGACACUGACUUUGUCAUAAAACUGGAGUACCAGGAGAAUGGUCCCCUGUUCUUGGAGCUCAAGUUCUACCAAAGGGCAGCCAAAGCAGAGAGCAUGGAAAAAUGGAUGCGCAGCAGGAAAUUGGACUUCCUGGGUAUCCCGACCUACUGGGGAUCAGGACUGGCUGAACAUAAUAACCUCAGUUAUCGCUUCAUGGCCAUGGACCGACUCGGCACUGACCUCCAGAAAGUCUGCGAUCGCAAUGCAGGUCGACUGAAAAAGGCCACCGUGCUCCAGCUUGGUCGAGGACUGGUGGAUGUACUGGAGUAUAUCCAUGAGAACGAGUACGUCCAUGCAGACAUUAAAGCUGCCAACCUCAUGCAGAGUUACAGAGACCCUGAUAAGAUCUACCUUGCAGACUAUGGGCUGUCCUGCAGAUACUCUCCUGAAGGAGUCCACAAAGAAUACAAGGAAAACCCCAAGAAGGGCCACAAUGGAACCAUUGAGUACACAAGCCUUGAUGCCCACAAUGGGACUGCCCCAUCUAGACGAGGUGACCUCCAGAUUUUGGGUUUUUGUCUUCUUCACUGGUUGUGUGGGUCUCUGCCCUGGGACAGCAUUCUCAAGAAGGCAGCUCAGGUCCAGGAGGCUAAGACCAGACUGAUGGAUAAUCUGCCACACUCAGUCCAGCAGCUGUCAGUGAGCAGAGCCAGCACAGAUGAGGUGGCUGCAUUCCUCCUUUAUGUUAAAACUCUGGGCUACCAGGAUCAACCAGACUACCAGCAUGCCAAAGACCUGUUGGCCAGUGCUGUCAGGGGAAGACUUGACUUCUCCAUGCCUGAAGGUCCAGCAACGGCAUCAUCCACAAGGGUCGUAGAUCCUGGCACCAGGGAAAAGCAGAAAGCAGGACGAUCCAGAGGAGCCUCCAAAGCCAAGCCCGUGGUUACAGGGAUGGAUGAAGAGGAACAGGAGGGAAUGAAGUCCAAACCAGUGCCGGCUCAAUACAGAAGAGGACCAGUCGUCUCUAAAACUCAGUCACAGAAGGACGAGGUUUUGCCUGCUGUCAGAAGAUCACUGAGGCCAAGGACUGAACCUGUAAACACUUAUAAAGAUGAUAGUGAAGAUGAGGAUGAAGAGGAUGAAGAGGUUUCCAGACCCAGACCCAUUCCUGCAUGCUAUCUCCGAGGCCCUCCCAUAGGCCCCAGAACUCAGUCUAAAAAGAACACUGAACUCAAAAGGACCUCCAGGAAAGGAGACAGCCCGACUGUGACCUCGGCGAGACGGGAGCGAGGAGUCCACUCCCAAAUGAAACAACCCAUAUUCCCUGGCUGUGACAUGAUAACAUCUCCUGCUGCCGGGCACAUUAGGAAACGUGACCAUACGAUCUUGUCCACAGAGUUUAGAUGUUCUGUGCUACAUCACAGUCACGGAUAUCGGGGACUAGCUGCCGCCCCUACUUGGCCAUGAUGGAAACAGCAUGACAGUCAGAUGUCCUGCUGGGAAGACUGAUGAGAGCAUCCCAUUUACAACUCCACAGCCAAGUGAUCUGCUUCCACACAGUGCACACCACGCUCAUUUGUGCUUGCAUGUGUGUGCAUGUUGUUGAAUUUGUGUGUGUGUUGAAAAAUGAUUCAUGACCACCGACAUCAACAGAUCUUUAACUAUAACUCAAUAACUAAAUAUGAAGAAUUCUUAUUGUUUUGCCAAUAGCAGAUAGUUGUGUGUGAUGACAUGCACAGCACAUAUAUAACUUUUUAUUCAUUGACCAGGUUUACAGCAUAAACUGUUCUGAUUGGGACAUUAUAAUUACUUACUGGAUGUACCUGUACAGCUGUUUAAGUCCCAAUACAUUUGUGUUUGCAUUGAAAUAAUAUAAAAAACAAUAAUACACACUGAAAACCUUUCACUCCCUCAGCCAAGGCCUGGUUGGCCCCACAUAGCCUGUCAGAGAUCUUAAUAUCAGUUUGCAAAUUACAUUAAUAUAAUCCUUAAAUUUGCACCCAGGGAUUGGCCUGUGCUUUUUGCUAUCUACAUGCUUCCCUUGGAGACAUUGUUUGGAAACAUGGUGACACUUUUCACUGUUGCACUGACAUGACUGUAUUAUACCUGUAAAGCCCACUGAUCUUUCCAAACGCCUAAAUUAAAAAAUGUCUAUCAAAAAUGAAACAUAUUGAUAAGCAUGGAUUUUCUGCAGUAAAAUGCUGAUAAAUCAAAUUUAUUAUUUUUUAGACCAGCCAAUAUGGGUAAUUAUUUAAGAAUUUGAGUGCUUUGAGAGCUCACCUAUCAAAGACAGUGGAGUGACUUUUGAUUCCUCUCAGAAAUUCCAGUCUUUUAUCAAGAGGAUCAUUAAUACUGUACAGCAUGGUUAUUUGGCUACAAUCUGUCUUGUUCUGUCAUUGUGAUGACGAAACCAUAAUGUGUUUAUUCAUAUCUUCCAGACUUGAUUAUUGUAAUCCCUUUUUCUCUGGUCAUCCUACAUGAAGUCUUCAGCCCGCUCCAGCUAGAAUUUCAUCUUGUAACAGCUGAUUCUGCCCACUCUUCAGAAUUUUAAGGUUUUUCUUUUAACUAUAAAGCCUGGAUUCAGAACAGAUAAAUCAUUCACACACCUAUUAGGAAACAAGUGCAUCAGAAAGUAGUAAUACUCAACUUUUCUCAUUGUGGGUCUCCUGUCAAUCCUUCAGUUAAUUACAAAUCAGUUAGCUUCAGAGCAUUUGACUGCCUUUAUUCACAUCAUUAGAACCUAUCAUGGCACUAAUGCCACUCCAUCACCUUACCAAAGCUUACUGACAUUUCAUGUUUGUAAUACCAUUGAUUUAUUAUAUAAAACCUUUUAACGAGGUUGCGUUUACAUUUUUUUAUUUCCCUAUUGUACUGGGAUCAUGACACAAGGUGAUUCUACUUUAAACUUUAAAUAAAUUGAUUGCCAGAUGAUAA
Molecule: messenger RNA, 3254 nt
Organism: Hippoglossus stenolepis (Pacific halibut)
Lineage: Eukaryota; Metazoa; Chordata; Actinopteri; Pleuronectiformes; Pleuronectidae
Product: serine/threonine-protein kinase VRK1
Exons: 16
Coding region: 180-1787 (535 amino acids)
Biological process (GO): peptidyl-serine phosphorylation; signal transduction
Cellular component (GO): cytoplasm; nucleus
Molecular function (GO): protein serine/threonine kinase activity; ATP binding
Source: RefSeq, a predicted model, not a curated record